Molecule: messenger RNA, 1905 nt
Organism: Lasiodiplodia theobromae
Lineage: Eukaryota; Fungi; Ascomycota; Dothideomycetes; Botryosphaeriales; Botryosphaeriaceae
Product: Zinc finger RING/FYVE/PHD-type protein
Exons: 4
Coding region: 1-1905 (634 amino acids)
Biological process (GO): ubiquitin-dependent protein catabolic process; mRNA processing; protein ubiquitination
Cellular component (GO): nucleus
Molecular function (GO): ubiquitin protein ligase activity; nucleic acid binding; zinc ion binding
Source: RefSeq, a predicted model, not a curated record
AUGUCUUCGUCCGUCUUCUUCAAGUUCAAGUCGUCCAAGGAGCCGCAGCGCAUCACCUUUGACGGCACCGGCAUCUCCGUCUUCGAGCUGAAGCGCGAAAUCAUCACCGCCACCGGCUUGGGCGACGGCACCGACUUCGACCUCUCCAUCUACACCGACGACACCAAUGAAGAAUAUGAUGACGACACCACCAUCGUGCCACGUUCGACGACGGUCCUCGCUCGUCGCCUCCCUGCUGCGCGACCUGGCCACGGCAGGGCCGCCCGCUACGUCUCCGGCAAAGCCCCCGUCACCGCCAAGAACUCGUAUCGCACCGAAUCCUCCGCCACGAAGCCUGCGACCCAGGCCAAGCCUGCCACCGAUGGUGCCGCUGCCAUGAGCACCGCCCAGACCGAGGAGGAGAGGAUCGCUGCCAUGUUUGCCGCCGGUGCCGAGAAUUGGGAGCAGCAAAAGGCCAAGAUGGCCGACGCCAAACCCGUCUACCGUCCCGGGCGCAGGCCGCACAACGUUCCCGAGGGCGAGCCGCCGGACACUUACAUCUGCCACCGUUGCCACGUGAAGGGCCACUGGAUCCAAGCGUGCCCAACGAAUGAUGAUCCGAACUUCGAGAACAAGCCCCGUAUCAAGCGUACGACGGGCAUUCCGCGCUCUAUGCUGCAGACGAUCGAGAAGCCCGUGGCGCUCACCAAUGACGGUCUCACCGACGACUCGCGUCAGCCGUCUGGCGUCAUGGUCAACGCUGCGGGCGAGUAUGUCAUAGCUAAGCCUGAUGAAGCUUCUUGGAACAAGUUCCAGGCCAAGGCACAGGCUUCCGCCGCACAACAAGAAGUCGCCUCUGCUGGUAGCAAAGAACUUCGCGACCGUGGACUAGAGUGCUCAAUUGACAAGCGCAUGUUUGUGGAUCCAAUGAAGACGCCUUGCUGUGGAAUGACAUACUGCAAUGACUGUAUCGAGAAUGCACUUAUCAACAGUGAUUUCGUAUGUCCCAACUGCUCCAAGGAAGGUGUGCUCAUCGACGACUUGGUCGCCGACGAGGACACAGUCGCCAAGAUCAAGACUUUUGAGGACGACAAGCGCAAAGCCAAGGAGGCUUCGAAGAGCCCCAAGCCCGAGAAAGCCGAAGUGGCCAACGGUGUGGAUGACCACAAGGACGACAGCACCAAGUCGCCCGAAGUCAAGGAUGCCAAGCCCGCCUCCCCUUCGACGUCGAAACCAGGACCCGAUGCUCUCACCUCGGCCCCGACGGGACCCGCUGCUGCGAAUGGCGUUGCGAAGAAGCGCCCUGCUGACGAAGAGCUCAAGAAUGAGCGUAUCCCUACCGCUCCUGCUGCCAUGCGCAAACAGCAAGAGCAGAUGAAGGUGUCGGCUCCGAGCAACUCUGACCAAGCGUUUGUGAGCCAGAUGAACGCGCUGGCCGGCGGCGGCGGCGGCGGCCCGAUGAUGAACCAGCAGUUCUCCAACGGCAACUUCAUGCCCUUCAACGGCAUGGGCGGCAUGGGAGGAUUCCCGAAUCAGAAUGGCAUGAUGGGCAUGGGCAUGAGCAUGGGACCGAUGAUGGGAAUGCCUCAGGCCAUGAUGAACCCCAUGAUGAUGCAGAACGGAGGCUGGGGGAACAUGGGAGGAAUGGGAUACCAGCAAAAUGGCAUGUACGGCAACAACUACAACGGCAUGGGAGGUGGUUUUGGCCAGAAUUGGCAGGGAAAUCAGGGCUGGGGUAUGAACGGUAUGGGACAGGGCCAAAUGCAGAAUGGCAAGAGUGGAGUCUUUCCCAACCAGCAGAGGACGGUUUUCAGCGAGCCUUUCCCUAAUGAAGAGGACAACGCCUACUUCAGGAAGCCGGUGAACCCGCACCGCCACCAAAACCGCAACCGCAGGAACAGAGCUCCUGAUUACACGCAGUUAUGA